UUCCUAUUCAGGUACUGGCCAUCGUAUAAGGUAAGAAGCAGCGCCGGGCUGCGACCUGCGUCCCCCCUCUCCGACAGCAUGUCAAACUUUAGUCAACCCUCCGAUUUCGCAGCUUUUCGCAGGUACAAGCAAUGGGAAUCCGAACACCACCACUUGGAGAGCAUCCAACCUCAGCAGAUAGCCGGACCGCAGCAUCCCGUAUCCCAAGCUCGGCGACCCCCCCUGCAACGUCCAUCUCCGACUCGUCCCCAGACUCGACAAGCUCCUCACCAGAAUCCUUCCGAGUUGUCAAUACUGUUUCAAUACUUGAAUGAGUUGAAAAAAAGGGUAGAUGAUAUAUAUACAGUACUUCGUAAUUUACAGACAAUGUCAGAAGAAACCAAGACGACGCUCGUGGAAAAUAUGGAAAGAAUGCAUGGGAAUCUGGAAAGAUUUGAGGUUUUUGGCAGAAGCAUUCUCAAUAAAGUCUCGCAAUCAUCGAACGGCUCUUCAGCUCAGCCGCAGGCCUCUUCUAACCCUCUACCCUUUACUCAACACCCGCCCCAAGAGCAAACCUCCAACCCUCCGCCCUUCAACCAAUACACAUCUCAACAACAGACAACCUCCUCCCAGCCUCACAACCAAUAUGGCGAAGGGCAGGAUGUCGCUCAGAAUACAUCGGCAUUCGUCGCCUCAUCCGGUGCCUCACAACCCUCAUAUGUCCCACCACCUCCGCAGGUUCCUGACCCAUACGCAGACCAAAACUAUGUAGAUUAUAACGUUUUCAGUGAGUUUUUGGCAGGCGAUAGUUAGAGCCAAGGUGGAUGUGAACCAAUAGACUCUUUAUAGAUACCCCAGAAUGCCAGCCAGUCUUUCUCUGCACUUGCAACAUUUGCCUCAAUUGUGAUGAGACUAUUUUCAAUCAUCGUGAUGGCCCUUAUGACUUCGUCCGCUAGCAUAAUGGUCCCAGUCCAAGUCAUCCGGCGAAGUUCGAUCUCAUCCUCAAGCGCCUGAUUCUCUCUCAUAUAACACUCAAUCGUACGGUACUCUUGUACCCUGGUGUCCUCCGAGACCUUGCGAACCAGACUGGCCAUUAUCGAUAUAUCAUCGCUGUACACGCUUGAAGUCGGGCGAGGAUUCGGUUGCGGAAUCGGGUGAGAUCUCCAGUCCAUCGGAAAUGCGUUCCCGCUAUGUGGAAUCGUAUCAGGAAUUGGGUCCAUCGUUAAAUAAUCUCUUGGAUGCAGAAUCCAAAUCUUGUUGAUGGCAGAUUUG
This is a messenger RNA of Hyaloscypha bicolor E, 1251 nucleotides long. RefSeq lists its product as uncharacterized. The transcript is spliced from 4 exons. NCBI's taxonomy places the organism in Eukaryota, Fungi, Ascomycota, Leotiomycetes, Helotiales, Hyaloscyphaceae. The coding region runs from base 79 to 792 and encodes 237 amino acids. The record is from RefSeq and is a predicted model, not a curated record.